This is a messenger RNA of Linum tenue, 1499 nucleotides long. Lineage: Eukaryota; Viridiplantae; Streptophyta; Magnoliopsida; Malpighiales; Linaceae. The record is from the annotation of a GenBank genome assembly.
GAAAGAGAGAGAGAGAGAGAGGAGUUGGUAGUGAAGGAAAGAAACUAAAGGCACACAUAUAAACACAAAAGAGAGAAGAAGGCUUCUUCACACCCAGUAAGAAGAAAGAACUAUAGAAAGCCACAAAAGGAAGGGAAAGAAUUUCAUGUCAGUUUGCUUUUGCUUAGCUUAGCUUAGCUUUGCCCUUCUUCUGCAGAGAGAAAGAAAGAAAAUCGAAAAUAAAAUAAGAUCUUAGAGAGGGGAAAGAGAAGAUCGAGAAACAAAAGAAAUGGGUAGAGGUAGGGUUGAGCUGAAGAGGAUUGAGAACAAGAUCAACAGGCAAGUAACCUUUGCAAAGAGAAGGAAUGGACUCUUGAAGAAAGCCUACGAGCUUUCUGUUCUUUGCGAUGCUGAAGUCGCCCUCAUCAUCUUCUCCAAUCGUGGAAAGCUCUAUGAGUUCUGCAGCAGCUCAAGUUGUCCUUUUCAUUUGUUCAGCAUGCUCAAAACCUUGGAGAGGUACCAGAAAUGUAACUAUGGAGCACAAGAAUCCACUGUCUCAGCUAGGCAGGAGUUAAGCAGUCAGCAGGAGUAUCUGAAGCUAAAAGCCCGCUAUGAGGCGCUGCAAAGGUCUCAAAGGAACUUGCUGGGAGAAGACCUAGGCCCUCUGAGCACAAAAGAGCUGGAGUCACUUGAAAGGCAGCUUGACAUGUCACUGAAGCAGAUCAGAUCAACAAGAACCCAGUACAUGUUGGACCAGCUCACUGAUUUACAGCGCAAGGAGCAUUUGCUAGAUGAGGCAAAUAAGACCCUGAAACAAAGGGUAGGUGACCUUUAGUUCCACGUUGUAGGUCAUUGUUUUGGAGUGGCUGGAAUCCGAGUUCUGGCUAUUGGGGAUUUCUCUCAAUGCAGCCAACUGACCCAAUAAUUGGAGAAAAUGAAUGGUUUCUUAUUCGACUUUCUAUAUGCUUUGGCAGUUGAUGGAAGGGUACCAAAUCAACAACACGCUGCAGUUGAACCCUGGUCCAGAAGACUAUGGCAGACACCAAGCUCAUCAUCAGCCGCAGGGUGAUGACUUCUUUCAUCCUUUGGACUGUGAACCCAGUUUGCAAAUUGGAUAUCAGGCAGAUCAAAUAUUAACGGAUUUGACAGUAGCCACGGCUGGCCCCAGUGUGAAUAACUACAUGCCAGGAUGGUUACCGUGACCUAAUAUGGCCCAGAACCUCCAUUGGCUGGGAUGCAUGGAACGUCAUAAUGCAGCAGCAGCAUAAGAAGCUUCAUCUAAGCACACUUUUUUUAAUUUGUCUUCUCUCCGAGUCUGAGUCUGAGUCCAUUUUAUUUGUUUGAUAUUUCUAUCUCUGAUCUGGAACAAGUUGCAGUACGCUAGAACUAUCCUAGGGGAAGAAGGAAAACGGUUCAGCAAGUUGUGUUCUUUUCGUUGUGUGCUGUGUUUUUAUCUCUGUUGAACAAUAAUUUUGCUCCACAUAUAUAUAAACUGUUUUCUUUGUGUGCCAUAGAUUUUU